Molecule: messenger RNA, 2520 nt
Organism: Lizanozyma spartinae
Lineage: Eukaryota; Fungi; Ascomycota; Pichiomycetes; Serinales; Debaryomycetaceae
Gene: HAK1
Product: Hak1p
Exons: 1
Coding region: 1-2520 (839 amino acids)
Biological process (GO): potassium ion transmembrane transport
Cellular component (GO): membrane
Molecular function (GO): potassium ion transmembrane transporter activity
Source: RefSeq, a predicted model, not a curated record
AUGGUCAAUAACCAUGACGCGGCUUCGAUCAAUUCCCAAGAGGAUACAACUCGGGGGUUAGAGAAUUUGGAUGCAAAUUCUGACAUUGCCGAAUUCAAUUCUGGCAAAGUUGAGGCAACAGGGGACGAUGAAAGUGAGCAGCAAUUAAGAAGGAUAAGAACGCUUAAUGUCAAGGAUCCAGAACGUGAUGAGGAAUCCCAGGAUAUUGAGAUCGGAACCAUUGAGAGCCAAGAUGUUCAUCAAAAGAAGAUGCCCCUUCGUCAAGUGUUAACUUUAGGGUUCAGCACUUUGGGUGCCAUUUAUGGUGAUAUCGGAACUUCACCACUUUACGUGUUGAACUCAAUCAAGUACCCAGAUCCUAAUAAUAUGACCAAGGAGGAUGUUAUGGGUGGGAUUUCAAUAAUCUUUUACUUGUUUACUUUCAUUGUUAUUUUCAAAUAUGUUUUUAUUGUCCUUGUCAUUGGUCCCAAUAAUGGGGACGGUGGUCAAGUUGCAAUCUACGCAAAGAUAUGUCGGUAUCUUAAAGUUGGACUGAAGGGUAUCCACAUCCCCGGUUCCCCUGAAAAAUCUGAUUUGGAAUUGUUGACUAGGCAAGAAACUUCUUCGUCUUGGAAAUCAACUAGAUCAGAUAGCUCUAGGUUUACUAGGGUAAGUGAAAGAUUCUCUGAACUUAAGAACAAGCCUUCAACUCUCAAGUUUAUAUCAAAAUUGAUUUUGGUCCUUUGCUUUCUUGGUUGUGGGCUUUUGUUUUCAGAUGGUAUGUUAACUCCAACCACUUCUGUAUUAUCUGCUAUUGGUGGUAUUCAAAUUGCCAAACCAAGUUUCUCCAAUAACAAUGUUUUGGCAGUGUCAGAAGUAAUCUUAUUCCUUUUAUUUGUGGUUCAACAAUUUGGGUCACAUAAGAUUUCAUUUUCUUUUGCACCAAUUGUUUUCAUUUGGAUGAUUGGUUUAUUGGUUUGUGGUGUGUACAAUAUUGUGCAUUGGGGUCCUGAUAUCUUCAAAAGUUUGUCGCCAUACUACGCCGUUAAGUUGUUACAAAGGACAGGUAUUGAUGUUAUGUCUGGUGCCAUGCUUGCUAUCACAGGUACUGAGGCAUUGUUUGCUGACAUUGGCCAUUUUGGUAGGUUGCCCAUUCAGCUUACUUUGGGUUGCUUUGUCUACCCAUGUUUAAUGAUUGCAUAUCUUGGUCAGGGUGCAUAUCUUUUACACAAUUUGGAUAAAAUAUCCAAUCCUUUCUACUAUUCUAUUCCAGGAGGAACCAACUCUGGCCCCUAUUGGAUUAUGUUUAUUCUUGCUACCUUAGCAACUAUUAUUGCUAGUCAGGCAUUGAUUUUAGGGGUUUUUUCUAUUGUGACUCAGUUAAUUAAUUUAGAUUGUUUCCCCAAGUUUAAGGUUGUUCAUGUUUCCAAAGAUCACAUAGGUAAGGUUUACAUUCCUGGUGUCAAUUGGUUGUUGAUGGUAGGUGUACUUUUGACUACAGCUGGUUUUAAAACUUCAAGCAAUGUUACUGCUUCCUAUGGGCUUGGUAUUUCUCUUGAUUUCGCAGUUACAUCGAUUUUACUUGUGAUAUUAAUGGUUUAUGUGUAUGAGGUGAACUUUUUAAUUCCCUUGGCAUAUACGUUGGUCUUCUUAUCACUUGAGGUAACAUUGGUAAUUGCGAAUUUGAAGAAAGUACCACAUGGAGCCUGGUUUACUAUUAUGAUGUGUGUUAUAUUCUUUUCAUUUUUGGACUUCUGGAGAUGGGCAAGACACUUGAAGCUGAGGUAUGACUUGAAGUCUAAUGUGAGAAUUAGUGAUCUAUAUCCUCAAUUGAAACCCAGACCAGCAACAGUUACAGUUGACUUGAGAAAUAACUCUGCAAGAGUGGUUCCUCAAGAAGACGAAGAAGUCGACAUGAAGGAAAUGUUCUCUGAAAACUUGAAGGUUGCAUCUAAGUUUGGUAAAUUGACCUUGAACAAAUACGACGGAGUAGCAUUCAUGUACAAUGAUUCGCCUUACUAUGUUAUGCGAUCUCCAAAUACUGUUCCGAACAUUUAUGCCCAAUUGGUUCGUUCAUUUGCAUCGCUUCCCAGGGUUUUCAUCUUUUGUUAUAUUCGGGUUUUAAGUAUUCCAAAUGUUCCUCCUGAAGAUAGAAUUUUACUUGGAUCGGUGAAAGACAUACCUGACCACUAUAAAUGCGUUUUGAGAUUCGGUUAUAGUGAUAAUAUUGUCAUUGAUUCAUCAAUAAUUGCUGCGAUUUCUGAUGAGCUCCCACCCAUUGAAGGUAUCCCUGUUGAAGAUUGGAACACGUUGCACAUAUUUGAGAACAAUAAGAUCUUGAGUCGUGAUAUGGAAUCUGAAGAAGGACGGUUUGGCUUCUUCAGAAGAAUGAUCCAUGGUCUCAGGAAGACAAGCAUUAAUUUGGUAUUCUCACCUCUUCAUCUGAUGUUCCUCCAAAAUUAUGACUCCAAUGUUAAGUUUAAAGACAACUCAGAAGAUGCAGAAAGAAAGUUGUACUUAGGUACCGUGGUCAAAAUUUGA